AUGGCCGAUAUCAGUUGCGCAACCGGCGCAUCCGCCGCGAGGCUGUUCAUUCAUCUUGCAAAGCGCGGCUAUUCGUCUGAUUCAUCAGCUGCAGCUGGUCGAUCUUUCGCGCCUCUGGAAUUCCUCCUCCCACGAAGAAGAUCAAUCACGCGUCGUCAUUUGGCUUGCCUUUUACGUCCCUCACAGCAUUACCCUACCGGCAAAGCGUCCCUCGACAAGGCUUCCGUCAAGAGCACUUUCGAGCAACCUUGGCGGAGAACCUUUACGGUUACGACCCGUCGACCUACUACAACAUGCAUUCUAAACCCGCGGACAGACGAGGAUGGCCAGGAGAUGACGAUGGAGAUUACCCCAAGAGCGGCAAAACGUUUGUCGGAUAUUAUGAACAAGGACAAGAACCCGAAUCUUGCACUCCGUAUACAAGUUGAAAGUGGUGGAUGCCAUGGAUUUCAGUACCUUAUGAGUUUGGUAACCAUUCCGCCCAAAGACAAGGAGGAUUGGUCAUGCGCUGUAAACAAAGACGACACGAUUUUCCAAUUUUCUCCCGACGGAGAACCUGCUUCUCCCGCCGCAGAGGGAGCAAAAGUAAUACUCGAUGAGCCCUCCCUAGAGUUGCUAAAAGGAAGCAAAGUGGACUUUACUAUGGAGCUGAUUGGCUCGCAGUUCAAAAUUGUUGAUAACCCGUAUGCCAAAAGCAGUUGUGGUUGUGGCACGAGCUUUGACGUCAAGAUGUAA
Molecule: messenger RNA, 735 nt
Organism: Ustilaginoidea virens
Lineage: Eukaryota; Fungi; Ascomycota; Sordariomycetes; Hypocreales; Clavicipitaceae
Exons: 2
Coding region: 1-735 (244 amino acids)
Biological process (GO): iron-sulfur cluster assembly
Cellular component (GO): mitochondrion
Molecular function (GO): 2 iron, 2 sulfur cluster binding; 4 iron, 4 sulfur cluster binding; iron ion binding
Source: RefSeq, a predicted model, not a curated record